This is a messenger RNA of Fusarium falciforme, 4425 nucleotides long. Its product is annotated as Kinase. Gene Ontology annotation, biological process: inositol phosphate biosynthetic process; phosphatidylinositol phosphate biosynthetic process. The transcript has 2 exons. Lineage: Eukaryota; Fungi; Ascomycota; Sordariomycetes; Hypocreales; Nectriaceae. Gene Ontology annotation, molecular function: inositol hexakisphosphate kinase activity. Bases 1 to 4425 code for a protein of 1474 amino acids. Gene Ontology annotation, cellular component: cytoplasm; nucleus. The record is from RefSeq and is a predicted model, not a curated record.
AUGUCCAGUCCGCAUCCCACGUCCGAAAAUGCCGCACGCGCCGUACCGGUGAGCGAGCCUGAGCCCUGUCGUUCGCCCGAGGCCCUGCUAGAUGCUGCUCCAGGUGCUGCCGCGGGCGCUGCGCCUGAUGCUCAUGUCGCUUCUGGCACUGGCACCCGCGCUGCUGCUGGCCUUGAUCAUGACCAUGAUGAUGAUGAUGCUGCCCGUCUCGGCCGCCGCGCUCAACCCCCCGGGCUGAUCGCUGUUGCUACUGCUGCUCCCACAUCCUCCAACACUACUCCCACUCCCUCUGCUGCCAUCUCCCCCUUCAUGCCGCCACCCUCCUCCGCAGACAAGGUGCCCGACAACGUGCCUGAUUCUGUUCCUGAUUACGUGCCCCGUGGUGAUGCCAAUGCCAGGGACGCCGUCCAAGGCCCCGUCGCCCCCGUCAACGGCCAUGCCCCCGGUGCUUCCAGUAAUAAGAAGGCCCGUGGCCCCGGGCCCCUGCCGAGGCAGUCUGGUCCUUCCUUGCUGACCCAGGCCUUGGCUUCUGCCCGUGGAAUCACCAACCCUAAGAGCUCCAGGCUCUCACCCCAGUCUACUUCUACUACAACUACAGCCUCCAUCUCUCCCACCACUGUCACCUCCCCCAGCUAUUCGCCUACUACAACCCUGCCGACCACCGUUCGAUCGUCUAAGUCGGGCCAUAAGACUGCAACCUCACCCGCGAACACCUCGACUCCUACUUCCACGCCACACUCGACUACUUCUCCUACACUCGACGGUCCUCUUACAGAACCUGCGAACUCGACAUCGCGACCCGACCGAGACAGCGCUGCCAUCUUUAUCGAUCCUUUCCACCAAAAUGUCUCCACGAAAUGCGCCGCUCCUAGGCCAUUAACGAGAGCCACAUCCGAGUCUUCCAACAUGGCAGCCUCCGCCGUCACAACCAUGGCCUCACUCGCCGCCCGAGAGGCCGCGAGCGUUCCUUCUUCCUUUAGCCACUCGGCCCUCGCCACCCUUCGCGAUGUCAUUACUGAUUCCCGUGAAGCGAGGGAUGUCCCCCGAGGUAGAGCCUCGACUUCUCUGGAUCUAGACAGAAGCACCAUUGAUUUCUACCAACCCCGGACGACCUACACGACAUCUUUCAAUGAUUCGCCCUCUCCAUUUGGAGACGAUAGCCCGGGGACCAAAACACCACCUGCGACUUCGCGACACGAGGACGCUAGGAACACCGAUCAGAGACCCGCACAAUGGGCCAAGGCCCCCCCGCAUUGGAUGGCAAUGGGGCCUGAGAAGACGGAAAAGAUCUGGUCCAUUGGCUCAGUUGAAGGCCAGGAGGAGGAUGGCCUUGUCGAAAAGUCCAUUGCCGAGGCGAUGGCUGGCGUGGAGCCCAAUGCACGAAGUCGCAAGUCGAGCUACAGUUUGCGCUUCUUCAAGGAAGGCCUCCCACCAGAGGACAAGUCUCGUCGCAGGGACCCGAGGCACACCCCAAGAGAAAAAUUGGCACCAACACUCGAAGAGGAUCACGAAUUGAGCUCAUACGCAAAGUCGCACACCACUCCCUCCAAGGAAUCAACUGCCAUUCGCUUGCGACAUGAUGAUGGAGGGGUCCCUCUACUUACACCAAAGACCCCCUACUCUGAAUACGUCCUCGACGAGCAACCCAUUCUCAGCACGUCUCCCGAUGAGGAUUAUUUUUCGCUGCCCGUCAAUGGUUCGCUCACCUCGGGAGGCAAGACUCCGUUGCGAGUGCAACAGUCCGCAUCUCGACCCGUGAACGGGCACGAAGAAGGCAAGUCGGUGGAGACAGCUGAGCUUGUGGGGCCGACCCCGGCCGCUGAUGCCGACGGAGAAGCCGAAAGAGUGGAGGGGAGACGGAAAUCAGGCGACAGCGUCAAUACCGAGGUCGGAUCUCACGAUGAGGGAGAUGCCGAUGAAUCCGGGGAAGAGAAGAUCUCAUCUGCCGUCUUCUUGCCCCACCAGGAGCUACAAGAACCUUGCAUAGGUGAGCCCCAGGACCGCACCGCGGCCCGUAGUCUCCGGGUGCGGUCUCUCUCCCAGAGUAAACAACAUCCGUGGCUCGUCAAAGCGGAUGAGCCUGAGCCUGAAAUCAUUCAGGAGAAGGAUGAGCCUCCCUACGGCCUCGCUCGCCUCCCUUCUCGCGAGCGCCUUGCUGUGAAGCGCGGCGACCUCGUGCCUGACAAUUUUGAGGACGGCGCUGUCAUUGAAGAAGACACUACAGUGACGAACGACGCUCUUAAAACGCCCCAACCCGUGAGCCAUUAUGAGGACCAUAUCCAUGACCACCAGCACGAUCCUCAAGAGCCUCUUGAGGCCAUUGAGCUCAUUCCAUAUAAACAUCAAGUCGGUGGUCAUACCACUCUCUGGCGGUUCUCUCGAAGAGCCGUCUGUAAGCAACUCAACAAUAGGGAAAAUGAGUUUUACGAGACUAUUGAGAGAUACCACCGUGACCUGUUACCUUUCCUUCCUCGCUACAUUGGCGUCUUGAAUGUGACUUUCCGCAAGCAAGCUCGCCGGAAGAGCACCUCAAAGAAGGAUGAGGCUGCAGCGGCUGAGCGUAAGAAGGCCCAGGAGCAGCUUGAGGCAAACCGCCAGGAGAAUGGACACAAGGACCACGUCAAGGCUGGACCACCGACGGGCCGUGUCAUUAGCCAAUCUCUGGCCAACGCCAACGUCCCUAUCCCCACGGUGACAUUCGACGACAACAAGCACAUCCUACCUCGAAACCUGCUUCAACCGAUGCCCUUGCCAAAGGAGUUCCGACGGCAGAGCAUCUCAACGUCGACGGUAUCAGACCCUACAGUGCCAACCUCAAAGACCGCGGUCCGUCCACCACUCGAUGAGCGGCCCAACAGUUGGGGCGCUACCAUGAUCAACAAGCGGCUGCGGAACGAGGUAUUCAACGAUGCGUUCCUGAAGGAGCCCGUCAAGGUUCAUCGUCAUCGUCGACCCCAUCAACGAUCGAUCCCGCGUCCGACUCUUCAGCGCCUGCUCCGAUCUACAAACUCGGACCCUGCCCUGAUCAAGGCCGACUCGCCUUUUGUCAAUGUGAAUGGAGACGACAACACGACCAAUCAUGCUCACUCUCAGAGAAAGCUUGCGCACCACCACUACUCACAUAGCGAUCUCGGCCCUGAGCGGGCUGUACCUGAUAUGGACGAGUAUGUGCAGUCUGAGCCUGAGCAAGCACCAGGCGAGAUGAAGGACGUGACUGGAACAAGUGCACCAGAGCCCGAGACCCUCAAGGACAACCCACUUACCGCCAAGAAGAAGCGCAGAUACUCUGCUGGCGGGCUCCGUCGAAAACCCGAAGACGUGAGAGAAUCUAGAGGAGACUUGAAGUACUUUGAGGAGGCCGACGAUGCUGGAUACAAGGGAGACAACGAGGAAAAGCCAAAGCGACAUUCGAAGACUUGCUCCGUGGUUAACGGACACAGCACUCCGACAACUAAUGGGAACAAGGAGCAUGCGCCAAACAUGGUUGACCAGCAGCCCGAGGAUGACUCCGCUGUCAGUUCGACUCUUGCCACACCAGCGCCCGACAGCACACCCGAUCUUGCGCCUGAGCCUGCAGCCGAGUUCAAGAAGAUUCCUCGACCUGUCAACCCCAAGGAAGCGAAGACUCAGAAGGAUCGAGUUGAAUACUUUUUGCUCCUCGAAGACUUGACGGCGGGCAUGAAGAGACCCUGCAUGAUGGAUCUCAAGAUGGGUACCCGCCAAUACGGCGUGGAGGCUACGCCAAAGAAGCAAAAGUCCCAGACGGAAAAGUGCCGGACCACGACGUCUGCGGAACUGGGUGUGCGUAUAUGCGGUCUGCAAGUGUGGAAUGCCAGAUCGCAGACGUACGACUUUCAGGACAAAUACUACGGGCGCAAGCUAAAAGUCGGUGAGGAGUUCCAAGGCGCUCUUCAGAAGUUCCUCUACAACGGCCUCGACCUGCACAGUAUCCUUCGGCACAUUCCGGUGGUUCUGAAGAAGCUUGGGCAACUGGAGCAGAUUGUCAGCAAGUUGCACGGCUACCGAUUCUAUGCAGCAAGUCUGCUCAUGUUUUAUGAUGGUGAUACGUCGGAGGAUCCCGACUACGAAACGAUAUACGAAUCCACUACCGACUUUGCAACAGACACGGAAGAGACGACGCGGAGGAAGAAGAAGAACAAGAGAGAGAUUGAUUUCAAGAUUGCCGACUUUGCCAACAGUCUCACGCCGUUCGACGAUAUCACGGACAAGCCCUGCCCGCCCCAACACCCCGACGAGCCCGAUGGUGGAUUCCUCAAGGGUCUGCGGAGCCUGAGGAGGUAUUUCCUCCAGAUCCAAAGGGAUGUGAGGCAGGAAUUGGGCCUGGACCCCAAUGGCCGAUUCUCGGGUCCCGUGGACUAUCCGAGGGAGUGCGAUUAUGACGAUGACGGAAUGGUUAGCAUCUGA